This is a messenger RNA of Gasterosteus aculeatus aculeatus (three-spined stickleback), 2735 nucleotides long. RefSeq lists its product as uncharacterized. The record is from RefSeq and is a predicted model, not a curated record. Lineage: Eukaryota; Metazoa; Chordata; Actinopteri; Perciformes; Gasterosteidae.
GACGCACUCUUAGUCAUGAAUUCUAUUUCUUGCCGUCUUGCCGAGCCAGUUGGACUCCAUUCUGUGUCCGCCGGCGAGGCUCCGCCCGCAGUGAUCAGAGAGGGAACAUGUUCACUGCAACAACACUCGUCCGCUGCCCGUCUAGACCUUCGCUGGGACUUUAACACUUCGGUUAUCUAGAAAAGCGAUAAAUACAAAAGCUGAAGAUCGACUGACCAAAACCAGCACCGGCGCUUUGCUGCUUUUUGAGCGGAAGUUCAGGCUCGAGCGGCGGCCAUGCGGGGCGAGCUGGGCCCGGGCGGCCUGCUGCUGGGCCUGACGCUGGUCCUCCUCUGCCCGGCCUGCGGAGCCUCUUCUCUGGGCCUCGCGGUGCACGUCGUGCCGCUGGACGCCGACGGAGGCAAUACGGUUCGGGCUCAUUUCAGCGCCAUCGCUGCCGGUCCGUGUCCGUCUCUGUCGGGCCUGUGCUCUGCAGGGGAGGACUGCCUGGUCCACGCCACCCCGCUACCGUUCACCGGCGCCAAGCCCGGCUCCGGCUGGUGCGUCCGCCAGUGGCAGAAGACCGUGCCCAGCAAUUACAACGCUACCAUCGAUUUAGGUUCGAACACAGAAAUGUAUGUGUCCAUGAACGCGAGUCCAAAGGUUCGAGAAAACAGCGGCAGACUGAACCAACCUGCUUAUGUUGGUCUCCCUCCUCCACUGAGGGGGCGAGCCGGAUGCCCCCACCACUUCCCCCUGUCGGCGAAGGACCCGGACGGUGACCGGGUCACGUGCCGCUUCGCUCGGCCCGACCAGGGAGAGUGUGUCAGCUGCCCUCAGCACGCCUUCAUAGAGCUGGAUGAGGACACGUGCACGUUGUCCUUCACUGGGAACGCGGCGGCGGGACAGUACUCCAUCUACCUGAUGGCCGAGGACCGGAUUCCCGCUCCCAAAAUACGCCGCGUGGCGGACAGCAGCCCCCUGAGCUCUGUCCCCGUGCACCUGUCUCUCACCGUGGAGGAGUCGACCUCCAGCUGCCUCGAUGAGCCGACGGCGACGGGCGACACCCCCCAGGGGGGCACCACGCGGUUCGUCCUGCCGUACCAGCAGGUGCAAUUUGACACCAGCUUCACCUCACAGACGGAAAGUGUUUUAGAGGUAGCGGUGGUCGGCCCCCCCGACCUCUACAGGGUUGGUUUCAAAUCAGUCGGCCCCCUGGCGGCCAUGACGAUGGCCUGGAUCCGCUCCGAAAACCAACUCCCCCGCCUUCUGCCCGUCUGCUUUGUUGCCAACACCAAUAGUUUGCAGUCGGAGCCGCGGUGCGUGUGGCUGCACCAAAGGGAGAUGAGGACGCUUCCCCCUGGAACAGUGCUGACGUGUGGGAAGACGGAGAUGACUCUGGUGCUGUCCGUCGCCUCGCUGCGCGGCAUCGACCUGGCCGAGCUGCAGCUCAACAGCCCCACCUGCCCCGUCGCCUACAACAGCACGCACCUGACCGCCAUCAUCUCGCUGACUGGCUGCGGCACCGAGGCUGUGCACUCCGGUUCGGAGCUGGUUUACACCAACACUUUGCACAGCGUGCGUCCGUUCACCAUGGUCAGCCGGCGGCCCUCCCUCGUCCUGCCUCUGGCCUGCCGGAUCCCCGGCGUCCAGGCCAGGGGCCCGCAGUACGAGGUGCGCAUCCCCACCGAGAAGGAGUCCUUCGGCGAGGUCGGGAUCUGGCUAGAGGUUCACCCGCCGGGGGAGGGGCCCCUGGGAAAUUUCACGCGCCUGGCCAGGUUCCGCUCCCUCGAGUUGGCGCCGGGACGGGCGCGUCGGGAUGCAAAGUCCUCCGACGACGCGGGCUCCCUCGCCGUCGGGUCCAGAUUCACCCAGCUGGACCUCCAGGUGAUGUCCAACUGCAGCAUCGAACGGGCCGACAUGCUGGUGGGCAAUUGCCGCCGGUCUGAGACGGCAGACUUUGCGCAGGCCACCUUAAUCCUGGAGCAAGGGUGUUCAUCUUCCAGCAGCACUGUUGAGGUUAUUACAGAACAAAACAACUCCAAGGUUUACCGCCUCGAUUUGAGCUCCAUCCAAUCCCAAGGAUCCACGAUGUACGUCGAGUGCACAGUGAAUCUCUGCAUCGCCACCUCGCCCUCUGAGAGGUGCCCCGACCUGUGCACGCGCUCCCUCAGUCCGAGGGUGACGGUCAGCAGCUUGCUCACCGGCACGUACACCGUUCGCUCGGGACCCGUCAGCCUCGUGGUCACCGCUCCCACGCCGGCAACCCCUGCGCCGGUCUCUCCACUGGGAGUUACCUCCGCGCCGGUCACCGCCGCGCCGACCGCCGCGCCAGCUGGCCAGAGCACCAUCAGCUCACGGGCUCCUGAACAGGCCUCGUCCGUGGCAGCAGGAGUGAUUUUAACCACUAUCGGCAUAUUUCUUCAAAACGUCCUUCUUCACUGAGCCGGCAUGAGGACCUGUGAGAACACGCUACGUGACACGUCUGUCAGCUCCGUGCACAGCGCAGUACGGUCAAAAAACACCGGUCAACACUGUUGACAUUUAAAAUCUCUUUUUACAAUGAAAUCUGCAUAUAUCAGAAUAACAUUUUAGACUUUGCAUCGUUGGAAUUUUCAGCAAUGAAUAACAAAGACAACGCUUUCUUUCUGUGCCCUGUUUUCAGAAUGUUAACCAAUUACAAACAUUGUGGAUUUCAUUUUGGUGUCUUCAAUUAUUUCUUUAUGUCAUUAAAACAUUGAAUCAGACCAAUUUAA